This is a messenger RNA of Centropristis striata (black sea bass), 2028 nucleotides long. RefSeq names its product UDP-N-acetylglucosamine/UDP-glucose/GDP-mannose transporter-like. The coding region runs from base 32 to 1042 and encodes 336 amino acids. The transcript has 13 exons. NCBI's taxonomy places the organism in Eukaryota, Metazoa, Chordata, Actinopteri, Perciformes, Serranidae. Gene Ontology annotation, cellular component: Golgi apparatus. The record is from RefSeq and is a predicted model, not a curated record. Gene Ontology annotation, molecular function: GDP-fucose transmembrane transporter activity; antiporter activity.
GCUUCCGUUGACACUUCAGCGACAGUUCGCGAUGGCAGACACCCACAGACGGAGACCUGAGCCCGGCGACAGAAAGCCCUCACCUGCGGGCGCAUCCUCCGCGACCAGAGCCGCAUCCGGUGACAGCUCCGCGGUGUAUCUGAAGCUGUUGGCUGCGGCCUUUUACGGAGUCAGUUCAUUCCUCAUCGUUGUUGUCAACAAAAGCGUCCUGACCAGCUACAGAUUUCCAUCGUCAACAUGUGUUGGAAUCGGCCAAAUGUUGGCUACCAUUGUAGUUCUGAGGACUGGGAAGGCGCUGGGUGUUAUCUCGUUUCCAGAUGUGGAUAUGAGUAUCCCACGCAAGAUGUUUCCGCUCCCUUUACUGUACGUCGGGAACCAAAUAUCAGGACUGUUUGGGACACAGCGACUCAAUUUACCCAUGUUCACAGUUCUGAGGAGGUUCAGUAUUUUUCUCACCAUGGUGUUUGAAGGACUUUUGCUGAAAAAGACUUUCUCCACGUCCAUUAAGAUCACAGUGUUCACGAUGAUCUUUGGUGCUUUUAUUGCUGCCAGCGCUGAUUUAGCCUACGACAUGGAAGGAUACAUAUUCAUAAUGCUGAACAAUAUCCUGACAGCGGCCAGCGGGGCGUACGUCAAGCAGAAACUUGAUUCCAAGGAGCUGGGCAAAUAUGGGCUCCUCUACUACAACGCUUUAAUCAUGAUUUUCCCCACUGUGGCAUAUGCUUACUACUCAGGAGACUUGCAAGAGGGCUUGCAGUAUAACGGAUGGUCUGAUCAGCUGUUUGUGGUGCAGUUUGUGCUCUCCUGUGUCAUGGGCUUCAUUUUAAUGUACUCCAUCAUGCUGUGCACACAGUACAACUCAGCACUCACCACCUCCAUCGUGGGCUGCAUUAAGAAUAUACUCGUGACAUACCUUGGAAUGGUGUUCGGAGGAGACUACAUAUUCACCUGGACUAACUUUCUGGGUCUAAACAUCAGCAUUGCUGGCAGCCUGGUGUACUCCUACAUCACCUUCACACAGGAACACACGAAAAAGGCGUAAGAGCAGUCCUGACCUGACACGGAAGAACUGUGUAUGACUACAAAUCAUGCUGUCAAAAUGUAUGUAUUUUCUGUAUUGUCAGGAAAUCAUGGAAAGCUAAUUUCUGAGAAUAUAAUCAAAGUUUAUAUCUUUAAUCAAAGGUGCUGUAUAGGAUAUUUAGAACAUGUAUUAAUGGUUCCGUGUCUAAGUAAACAGGACUUCAUUCUCUGGUCAGGAUGAAAUUUCUCCACUAUAUCUUUACAUAGAAAAUAUUCAUUCACUUUUAUAUUAAUGCUCUAAAUGUCACGCGCAGCACCUUUAAGAUCAAGUGCCUUCAUUUUUUCAUAAAUGUUUUUUUAUUGAUUAAGUCAUGAGUGUUUUUUUAUUUUGACAAUUAAAGGAUUGAUUUGUAUUUUUGUAAUUCUGUUUUAAUACAAUACUCCCAUGCUAUAAUGAGUUAUUGGUCACUCUUUUUCUCCGCAUUGGCUUUUAAUUUUAAAACACUAUUAUAGAUUCCAAAGUCCAGCUCAAAUAAGGCGCAGCUGAAAGUGAUCAUCUUUUAAAAUUACAGUCUCGUCGCAGGGACAAAAAAAUCAUACAAUUGCUUAAGCGUCAUAUUUAGUUGAACCUCUGCAUUGUUGCAGAGAAAAGACUGGAUUUGUGGAUAUUGUCCCUCAUUUCUUUGAGUAAAAAAUAACAUUUAAAAGGAGACUUAUUAUUCUUCUAGAACAUAUUUACAUGCUUAAAUGUUAAAAAACAAACUAUUUUCUCAUUCUGUCUGUCUGAAUAUACCUGUGUUCACCCAUCUGAAACACCUGUGUCUUUAAGACUCCCUCUAAAGAAAUCCCAGUCCGCUCUGAUUGGUCAGUGGUCUCUGCACCAUCAUUGCAGCAUGGGAAUGACUACAACAGCACUAUAAAGGCACUUUCCUUGAAUCAAAUGAGGUGUUUUUGUUCUACUGAAGUGUCCAAAGCUUUUAAACUCACAAUACAACAACUCAAGACUCA